AGCUAAAUGAAGCUGUUCAAAAGUCAGCCAUGUUGUUAAAAUUCUUACCUUUACUCUUCCUGGUUUUAACGGCCGAAGGAUUUUGGUUUUUCAGAAGUCGAAUCGUUUGUUAUUCUCAUGUCGGGUGUUUCAGCAAUGCAGCUCCAUUUAAUAAUGUUAUGGGUGUCUUACCGGACUCACCUGAGAAGAUUCAAACAACCUUUAUGUUGUACACUCGAGAAAACCGAGAAUCCCCUCAGGUUCUUAGCCCAUACGAUUCAAAUACCAUCUCCCGAUCAAAUUUUGAUACACAUCGGUCAACAAUUUUUAUCACCCAUGGUUUUGCAGAUACUUCCAAAACUGGAUGGGCGCUAAAAAUGAAAGAUGCACUUCUGGAAGUGGAUGAUGUUAACAUAAUACCUGUCGACUGGUCCCACGGAACAGGCUUUAAUUACAUGAAAUCCAGCGCAAACACUCGUGUGGUUGGAGCUACUAUUGGAAACAUGCUAAAGGCCUUGUGGGACACAACUGGAAUACAGCUUAGCCGAGUUCAUUUGAUUGGUCAAAGUCUUGGGGCCCAUAUUAUGGGUUACGCUGGUGAUUGGACACGUUCAAAAAUCAACAUUGGUAGUGUUGGCAGAAUAACAGGUUUAGACCCAGCUGGAUUACAUUUUCAAGGAUUUGACAUCAAAGUGAAAUUGGAUGUCUCAGAUGCCAGUUUUGUUGAUGUCAUUCACACAGAUGCGGCAUCUUUUUCGGAUUUGGGACUUGGGAUCAGCAGUCCUAAUGGACACGUCGAUUUUUAUCCCAACGGAGGUAAAAGACAACCGGGAUGCAACGCUUUGAGGAGGGUGAUGUGUAGCCAUAUGAGAGUGAUUGAUUACUUUAUUGAGUCCAUCAAUUCCUCUUGUGAAUUCAAGGCUUUUCCCUGUUUAGGCUAUUGGGACUACUAUUAUGGAGGAUGUAGAUCGUGUCGUACUGGCUGCAACAGAAUGGGUUACCACGUGGAUAAAAAUGUACACGGUGCAUUUUAUUUGAAAACAAAAGCCGAAUAUCCCUUUUGUGUGGAAUGACAUUUGACUGGAUUGUACCACGAAAAUCUUUUCAAACAUUUGUCGCUGGAAAGAACCAUAACACAGACCUGCUCAAUAGAGGGAUUAGAAAGAACUCUCCAUAUGAUUUAAGAAGUCAAGUGUCCUCAACUUCCAAAAUAAUGUAGAUGGUAACUGAUUGAUAGGAGCAGAUUAUCCUAUAUGUCUGAAUGUGUUAGGAUGUCCGAAAAAAGGAAAAUCGUGUCCAAUAUCUAAACAAAUGCCAUUUUUACCGUUUUAUUAUAGUUAAUGUUCAAAUACAUACCGGUACCUAAAAUAUCCAGUUGGUAAUAAUAACGAAAACAGAUUGUUUUAGU
Saccostrea cuccullata (small rock oyster) is the source of this 1387-nucleotide messenger RNA. Its product is annotated as inactive pancreatic lipase-related protein 1-like. The coding region runs from base 30 to 1052 and encodes 340 amino acids. NCBI's taxonomy places the organism in Eukaryota, Metazoa, Mollusca, Bivalvia, Ostreida, Ostreidae. The record is from RefSeq and is a predicted model, not a curated record. Gene Ontology annotation, biological process: lipid catabolic process. The transcript has 5 exons. Gene Ontology annotation, molecular function: triacylglycerol lipase activity.